This is a messenger RNA of Naegleria fowleri, 984 nucleotides long. RefSeq lists its product as uncharacterized. Gene Ontology annotation, cellular component: axoneme; axonemal dynein complex. The record is from RefSeq and is a predicted model, not a curated record. Gene Ontology annotation, biological process: regulation of cilium movement; axonemal dynein complex assembly; cilium-dependent cell motility. The transcript has a single exon. The coding region runs from base 1 to 984 and encodes 327 amino acids. NCBI's taxonomy places the organism in Eukaryota, Heterolobosea, Eutetramitea, Acrasida, Naegleriidae.
AUGAAGGAAUGGGCUGAAAUUACCAAAGAAAUGGAAAAGAGAGAGGAAAAAACGAAUGAACUCAUGGAAAUGGAUUUUGUCCAAACCAAGGAAAAGGUCAAGAAUCGAUAUCAGGAAGAGCUCAUACAAAUGGUCGGCAACAUGAAUGACAAAAUCGAAGAAUACCGCCGCAUCACCAAGCAAGAGAACAAUGAUCACUACGAAUCCAUGAAUCAAAAAUAUAAGGAUUAUAUCAUUUUGAGAGAACGUGACAGCAGUUACAUUGAAAUUAUCAAGAACCAAACGUAUCAAAUCAAAAUGAAGGAGGAAGCUCUAGCUCACUGGAAAGCAAAAUGGUUGAACAAUCUCAGAGAGUGCGAGGACAGAAACAACAAACUCAUUAAGGAGAAGGAUCAGCUCUCCCAACAUUUCAAGGAACUCAAAAAGAAGAUGAAUGCCUUUCGAGAGUCAGAAAAGAAGAGACUCACCGAGCUAGUCAAAAUGAGUAAGGAAACGAUCGAUUCUCUCAAUGAAAAGCUGGAAAAGGCCUCACGAAUCCUCAAGUUAUCUGAAGUGAAUCGCAGGUAUGAAACUGAGAGAGAGCGUUUGAUUCCUUUUGAAACGGAAUUGGAAAGCACGACGGCUUUAGCUUCGGUCGCUGAAUCUGCCAUGGAAGAUUUGAUGGACGGUGAGGAAAAGAAGUUCACUGAAUCUGAGUGGCAACAGCUCGAUCGUUUCUACAAACGUUUCAAUAAGGUUCUUCUGGACAAUUUAGCACUCGAACAGGAGAAGGAGCACUUGGUAGAUCAAAACAAAAAGCUUCGUGAUAUGUUGAAACAAUAUUUGGAUGGUAUCACCGUUAAUGAAGAUGUUCUCAAUAGUAGAAAUCCACUCUUAAUUGUAGAUCCAUUAAUUAAGGGACGAUCCCACGAGCCAGGAGCCAAAGAACUUGUCGUCGUUUCUGCCACAAGUAGACAAACAGAAAAGGUGAAGAUUGGAAAUUAA